Messenger RNA from Colletotrichum truncatum, 1452 nucleotides. The record is from RefSeq and is a predicted model, not a curated record. Lineage: Eukaryota; Fungi; Ascomycota; Sordariomycetes; Glomerellales; Glomerellaceae.
AUGUUCUUCGCAAACUCGACGUUGAAUUCCCUCCUCGCCGUCGUCCUCCUCUCCCUUCUAACCGCUUACAUAGUCUACUCCGUUAUCAACUCGCCGAUCCGACACAUACCCGGCCCUUGGCACACCCUUAUAACCCACUACCCGCUCAAGUACUACGUCCUCACCGGCCAGCGCAUGUACUACGUCCAUGCCCUGCACGCACGUUACGGCCCUGUCGUCCGAAUAUCGCCGUCGGAGGUAGCAGUCUGUGACCCGGACGGCUACGCCGCGAUCCAUCGCAUCGGAGGCGGCUUCCUCAAGUCGGCAUGGUACGAAGAGUCGACGCGGUCGGACAGCGGGGAGACGAGCAUCUUCGCCAUGUCAGACCCGAGACAACAUGCUCAAAGAAGGAAACUCCUCGGCAGGGUGCUCACAAAGCAGUCCCUGCGGCGAGAUUGGGAGUUUCUGGUGAGGCAGAAGGUCGAGCGCGCCGUGGACAGAAUCUACAACGAGGCCAGGGAGGGCGGGUGUUCGGACAUGUUAAAGUGGUGGACCAUGAUGAGCACGGAUACGAUUGCCCAGUUGGCGUUUGGGGAGUCGUUCAACUUGCUUGAGCUAGGAGAGAGCUCGUCUCGAUCCAAAACACAAUACGCUACGAGCUACCCCCUUCUCCACUUCAUUCAAUCCAUAAAUCCAUUCAAAUCAUCAGCAGGCGCUCCCGACGCGCAAAAGGUGUUCAGGGUAUACGGCAAGCGGGCUGUGGCAAACGCCUUCAAGAACAGCCGUGACAGGCCGAAUUUAUUCGCGCGCAUGAUCGACGCGAGCAUGGCGCGCGAGAUGGAGUGGUUGAACGAAGGGGUCAUUGAGGCCGAGGCCAACAGCAUGAUCAUCGGCGGCUCAGACACGACCUCGGUGACUCAGACCUACCUGGUAUGGGCCGUCUUGAAGCGGCCAGAUCUGAGAGAAGCGCUGGAGGAAGAGGUCGACGGUUUGGAGCCGGGAUUCGACGAUGCCGCAUUGGAGAAGCUACCGCUUUUGAACGCCGUCAUUGAUGAGACGCUGAGGUUGUACGGCGGCGCGCCUGGCCACCUCGCGCGGAUCGUGCCGCCAAAGGGUGCUACGGUAGGCGGGUACUUCAUCCCGAGUAACUACACCGUCGAGACGCAGGCUUAUACCCUCCACCGGAACCCGGAGGUCUGGCCUGACCCGUACCGUUUUGACGAGACGCGGUUCUUGGAUCCCAGUCAGCUUACACAGCAGCAGAAGCAGCUCUUCUUACCGUUCGGGGCGGGUUCCCGGAGCUGUAUUGGGGUUGAGCUGGCGAAAAUGGAGCUUCGCCUAGCUACGGCUGUGUUCUUCCGGAGGUGUAAGGGCUUGAAGCUUGCACCCGGAACGACGGAUGAGUCAAUGGAGAUGGAGAAUUACUUCUUGAUAAGCCCACGUGGGCACAAGUGUGAAGUAAUAAUGGCUUGA